Molecule: messenger RNA, 810 nt
Organism: Oryza brachyantha (malo sina)
Lineage: Eukaryota; Viridiplantae; Streptophyta; Magnoliopsida; Poales; Poaceae
Product: NAC domain-containing protein 83-like
Exons: 3
Coding region: 1-810 (269 amino acids)
Biological process (GO): regulation of DNA-templated transcription
Molecular function (GO): DNA binding
Source: RefSeq, a predicted model, not a curated record
AUGGCCGGCACCGGAGCUUGCAUCACCAUGGCGGACGGCACGACGAUGCGCCUCCCUCCUGGGUGCGUCUUCCGCCCCACGGAGGACGAGCUCGUCGUCCACUACCUGUACCGCCGCGCCAUCCAGGCGCCGCUCCCCUGCGACUUCAUCGCCGACAUCGACAUCUCGCGCCACAACCCCUGGGACGUCGUGCGAGAGGAGGAGAAAACGAAUGGGAGGUACUUCUUCACUCGCAAGGAGAAUAACCAUGGCGACCACCGCGGAAACCGCGCUGCGGGGGAUGGGUUCUGGCGGUCGGAAGGCUCGGAUGUUCCGGUGUACUACAACGACGGCGACGCCGCCGACGGCGACAUGCUGGUCGGGAUGAAGCGCACCCUGGUGUUCCACUGCAAGAGUUCUCCGUCGGCACAGCGUACCGGGUGGGUGAUGCAGGAGUUCCGGCUUGCAGGUGCAAGCCUCCUGCCAUGCCCUGUGAUGGCGGAUGCUGCCGCCGAUGGCUCCAACCCGUCCAACAACUGCACCGAAGCAACAAUCACCCAGAAAAGUGAUGGUGGUUCGUCUGCUGAUCAUAUUUGUGCCCACCUGGGGACAACCAUGGUCGAACCUGACAGUUCAUGGCUGAUCUGCCCCAUCUACAAGAAGAGGCAGCAUGCACGACAUGUCAUCAUCCCUUCGGCCAAUGGCAAUGCAGGGGAACUCGCCUUCGCCCUGCCUGCCGUUGGCAAUGGCGAAGUUGAUUUCAUGGAGGGGACUGAUGAGUCCGCUGAUGUCAAUAAUGACAAUGAUGGUGAUGCCCAUGGCCAGAACUAG